UCCCUUCUAUCAAAUUGCCACAAAUCUUGAGACUUAAGGUAAUUGACCAGCGUCUUGCACGCAGGCGAAAGCUCUGCAUCUCGGCGCUUCCAUGGCUGAUCCCUACUACGCUUAUACUGCUCCCACCACCGACCGAGCUACUGCUACCAGGGCAAGUUUUCCUGGCUAUUUGUCAUCUGAGACACCAUCAUUAGCAUCUCGUCAUGCAUUCAGCUAUGGAGAUCAACGCACUUUUUCUUCAGAUGCUUUGCAGAAAGAUGUAAAUCCAGUAGGACCUGGGACAUAUGGUGUAGAUGAUAUUCUAGGAAGGGGAAUACGUCCUGAACCUGGAACCAGACGAUUAGCAGCUGGUGCAAGACUAAGGGGCUAUUCAUCUCCUUUAGAAGAUCCAGUACUUCAUCAAAGACAAGACUUUUCAGCAGGCAUUAGUCCUAUAAUUUCAGCAACUGAAAGGUCAAGUUCCUUGAGGAAUUUUGAUAGCUUGGCAGAACCCGCAAGAGAAUCAAAUAUCUUGUUUGUCCAGGGUCUUCCAACUGAUUGUACCAGAAGAGAAGUAGGCCAUCUGUUUCGACCAUUUUAUGGCUUCAAGGAGAUCAGAGUUAUCCAUAAGGAGGCCAGACGGAGUGGAGAUAGGGCUUUGGUAUUGUGCUUUGUUGAGUUUGUGGAUUUCAAAUGUGCUUUGACAGCUAUGGAAGCUCUUCAAGGUUACCAGUUUGAUGACAGGAAACCAGACUCCCCAGUCUUGAGGAUUCAAUCUGCACACUUUCCUCUCCGUUUACCCUCUGAUAAAUGAUGUAAAACAGCUAGAAAGCCAGGUCUGAUCUGAGCAAAUGGAUGUGAUAGUGAUCAAUCUGUACUGGAUAACGUGUAGACUAGUGUGCAUAUCUCUGAUUUUGCUAGCUUCAACAUCACCAGGCUGUUGGAGCUAAGGAUGGGAGCAAGAAUGGGCGUUCCUUUGAAUAUGGCUUGACCUAUAGUUGAUUGAACUGUUCAUGAGCAUUACAUAAAAGAAUUUUCUGUUUGAUGUUCUUGUAAAGGAAACAGAAAUUUUACCGUGGUCUUAAUGAUUAUUCAGGAUGACUGCAAGGUCUUGUCGAGCU
Molecule: messenger RNA, 1100 nt
Organism: Eucalyptus grandis
Lineage: Eukaryota; Viridiplantae; Streptophyta; Magnoliopsida; Myrtales; Myrtaceae
Exons: 6
Coding region: 92-793 (233 amino acids)
Molecular function (GO): mRNA binding
Source: RefSeq, a predicted model, not a curated record